UGAAGUGACAAACGCGCAAGAAUCAAUCACUUUCUCGGUGCUGGAGAAGAAGAAGAGGGAAAAAAAAGAGAGAGAGAGAGAGCAAGAGAGAGCGAGAGAGAGAGGUGGUGGGGGAGCUUUUUGCAGAUCUCAACACUAUUGGAUGUCUGUGUGUGUUUUCCCUCCCGUUCAUAGUGCCGCACCCUGAACCUCCCACAUCUACAUCCUCACUCUGCACGGCACAGAUAGAUAUUUUUAUUUUUACUUAAUUUCCGGCAGCAGCUGGAGCGCAGGAAGGACGACGCUUCGGCACCUUCCCGGACAGGUUUGGAGCCAGAGAUGGGAGAGGAUCCGCGGCUAUGACACGGACACACCGGGCGGGAAGGAUGGCUCUCACCAGCCGGGAGAUGUUAGGCUUGAUCGGAAGCGCCUGUCUCUGGCUGCCGCUGUUUGCGGAGAUGGUGGCUCAGGACAGCUACCUCAACGAAGUGCAGAACUCAGUGCCUCUGUCUUGCUCUGAGGGAUUCACCGAGUUGGGAUACUACAACGGCACCGUGUCCCAGACGGAUUCUGGCGCCCCGUGUCUGAAGUGGACUGAGUUUCCAGACUAUGUCAUGCAGUACCCGGGCCGCGGCCUGGGCGACCACAGCUACUGCAGGAACCCAGACCGAGAGUCCAACCCCUGGUGCUUCUUCAGGCAGAACUCAGGCGCUAUCGGCUGGGCUUAUUGCGACUGCCACCAAGGGGCAGUUCGUCUGGUUGGCAGCUCGUCCUCCGAUAGCGGGCGGGUUGAAGUUUACCUGAAUGGCCAGUGGGGGGCGGUGUGCAACUCCCACUGGACAGACAGAGACGCGACUGUUAUCUGCCGGCAGCUGGGCCUAGGAGAUAUUGGUACUGCGCUGCAGYUCUCCCAGUUUGGCUCAGGCUCUGGCCUCUUCCAUUAUGAACGUCUGGGCUGCCGUGGAGACGAGGACGCCCUGAGUAAAUGCCGAAGCAGGACGUUCGUCACCGGUGACUGCAGCCAUGGCAACGAGGCGGCCGUGGUGUGUGCGCCACCUGAAGGUAGCGGCCCUCCGCUGCGUCUGGUGGGAAGCGAGGAAGACUUCGAAGGUCGUGUGGAGGUUUUCCACGCGGGCCGGUGGGGCUCUGUCUGUGACGACCAGUGGGAYGACAGAGACGCCGAGGUGGUGUGCAGACAGCUCGGUUACGGGGGUGUGGCGAAGGCCUGGUCGUGGGCUCACUUCGGGCAGGGAUCAGGCCCCAUCCUGCUGGAUGCCAUGAAGUGCACAGGUAACGAGCUGUUCCUGGAUCAGUGCCCCCACAGCGACUGGGAGCAGCACAACUGUGACCACAUGGAGGACGCUGGGGUCUCCUGCAGCCCUUAUACAGGUUACAGCUCAUACAGUUCCCCUUAUCUGCUCUUCUUCCUCUCUGCAGUGCCUCUGUCUUGCUCUGAGGGAUUCACCGAGUUGGGAUACUACAACGGCACCGUGUCCCAGACGGAUUCUGGCGCCCCGUGUCUGAAGUGGACUGAGUUUCCAGACUAUGUCAUGCAGUACCCGGGCCGCGGCCUGGGCGACCACAGCUACUGCAGGAACCCGGACCGAGAGUCCAACCCCUGGUGCUUCUUCAGGCAGAACUCAGGCGCUAUCGGCUGGGCUUAUUGCGACUGCCACCAAGGGGCAGUUCGUCUGGUUGGCAGCUCGUCCUCCGAUAGCGGGCGGGUUGAAGUUUACCUGAAUGGCCAGUGGGGGGCGGUGUGCAACUCCCACUGGACAGACAGAGACGCGACUGUUAUCUGCCGGCAGCUGGGCCUAGGAGAUAUUGGUACUGCGCUGCAGYUCUCCCAGUUUGGCUCAGGCUCUGGCCUCUUCCAUUAUGAACGUCUGGGCUGCCGUGGAGACGAGGACGCCCUGAGUAAAUGCCGAAGCAGGACGUUCGUCACCGGUGACUGCAGCCAUGGCAACGAGGCGGCCGUGGUGUGUGCGCCACCUGAAGGUAGCGGCCCUCCGCUGCGUCUGGUGGGAAGCGAGGAAGACUUCGAAGGUCGUGUGGAGGUUUUCCACGCGGGCCGGUGGGGCUCUGUCUGUGACGACCAGUGGGAYGACAGAGACGCCGAGGUGGUGUGCAGACAGCUCGGUUACGGGGGUGUGGCGAAGGCCUGGUCGUGGGCUCACUUCGGGCAGGGAUCAGGCCCCAUCCUGCUGGAUGCCAUGAAGUGCACAGGUAACGAGCUGUUCCUGGAUCAGUGCCCCCACAGCGACUGGGAGCAGCACAACUGUGACCACAUGGAGGACGCUGGGGUCUCCUGCAGCCCUUAUACAGAUGGCGUGGUGCGUCUGGUUGGAGKCGACACUCCCUGGGAGGGUCGGGUGGAGGUGUUUCACAACGGCGACUGGGGGACGGUGUGUGACGACCACUGGAGCCAGCAGCAUGCAGAGGUGGUCUGCAGACAGCUGGGAUACAGGGGUCACGCUGAGGUCGUAGUGGACGGGAUGUUCGGGGAGGGCGUCGGUCUGAUCCUCCUGGACGACGUCCACUGCGAGGGAUCCGAGACUUCCCUGCUGGACUGUCGCCAUGGGAUCUGGGGUCGGACGGACUGCUCCCACAGCGAGGACGUUGGCGUUCGCUGCAGAGGAAGAUCAAGCCAGGAAACCAACGAAGUGCCAGUUAUUGCACCUUCAACAGGACCCCUGGUGCGUCUCGUGGGCGGCGGCAGCAGGAAGGAAGGUCGAGUCGAGGUGUAUCUCCAUGGAGACUGGGGAAGUAUUUGCGACUCAGGAUGGAAUGACCUCAACGCCGCCGUGGUGUGCAGACAGCUUGGACACAGUGGUGGAGCAGUAGCAGCUAGAGGGUUCGGUCAGGGGAAAGGGCCCAUCCAUCUGGACCAGGUCAGGUGCACCGGGAAGGAGGAGUUCCUGGGCGAGUGCCCUUCACUCGGYCUGAACGUCCAGGGCUGCAGACGCAGGGAAGACGCAGGGGUGAAGUGUGACGUUGAGCCGCGGAGGUCGGCUGCGAAGACCAAACCUCAGGACGAGAGCUGUGGGAUGAGGAAGCUGGUGGAGGACGAGGGGAAGACAGGAAGUCAGAGAGACGGCAGCACGCUCAGGACGACGUGGCCCUGGCAGGUGUCGGUGUGGCUUCACUCUCAUGAGGGAUCCGGCGGGCCUCUCUGCAGCGGGACUCUGGUCAGCCCCUGCUGGGYGCUGACGUCUGCCUCCUGCCUCAGCAGGUUCGGCAGCGACCCGUCCAGGUACGUGGUUCGCGUCGGGUCGUCGGAGCAGACUCUCAAACCAGAGCACGUCGUGGUUCACAGGAAGUUCAAAGGUCAGAGUGGAGGCCACGAYCUAGCGAUGCUGAGGCUGCCCAGCGCUAAGGGCCACUGCGUGACGUUUGAGGCGAACACAAACGCAGCCUGUCUACCUGCUGCCGACUCUGCUACAGGGGCGAAAACGGGGUCAUGUGUUGUCAUGGUUACCACAAGCUGGACUGGACCGGACUCAGUCAUCGCUUCCUGGGUCGCUCUGAUGUCGUCAUGGCAAUGCAAGAAGCGCUUCGGUAACAGUUUCUCCAGUCACGGCACGCUGUGCGCCGGCAGUCCGCCGGACACCAGCCUCCUUCACGGCGACGGUUGCCAGGGCAACUCCGGUGGCGGCCUGCUGUGCCAGGAGGAGUCAGGCCGAUGGGUCGUGGCUGGGGUCGUCGCCGGGGGCUACGGCUGCUCCGACCCGUCCUCCCCGGCGCUGUACACCCGGGUGAGCCGCUUCAGGAGCUGGAUCGACGAGGUCAUCGACACGCACGGGCGUCUGGAGGAAACGCGCGCACCCGCAGCGACGCGGAACGAGCCCACACACACCGAUGAUGACAUUUCACACGAUGAACACUUCGACACACACCAAGAGCUCAAACACAAACACACACACACUCAUCAGCAGCCCGGCUUCAAGAACACACACAUGUUCCACACAGAGGAUGCAGACAAAAACAAACAGAUGGAGGUCUGAUUGAGGCCGUGCCAUUGGCUACCACCUGUGCCACGUGACCACCCAGAGGGAGGAAGUAGCUUAGCAUUCAAGCAAUUUUAUCAACAGAUUUGAGGCAGAAAUUGGUGUGAAGUUUGGGAUGAUCCAGAUUAACAGCAUGAUAAUUAUCAGGGACAAAUCAGAACAGCAUGACAAAAACUAUCAGAGGGAUUUACUGAACAUGGUCACACAUUAAUCUAUGCUAAUCUAACUUAUUUGUCCUCUGUGUGAGUUAUUAGGAAAAUAGUGAAACUAAAUCAGAACAUAUUUAGGCUCUCUGUAAAAACCUCCACACCUCUGAAAUGAGUCAUGUAGAUAAUUCCCUGCAGCAGACCAGACUCGUCCCGGAUUAGCUUUUAUAUAAAACUUCAUGUGUGCUUAUACUUUUCAAACAGGGCUCAUUUCUUCAGGUUGUUGUCUUAAAAAGUUACAAGUGAAAGUGCCGUAGGUAAUUUAGCUGCUUAACUCAGGACCAUACCACUGCUUUAGCAUGCGCUGCUGUAUUUAUAACCUCUGACCUGCAACUUAGCCCUAACUAAGAUGAAAUAAUUAAUGGUUGUUGGUGUCUUAGUAAGGGAAGCGUAUGAUAAUAUUAGCGGCUAUAACCUUUAGCAUAAAGUUGCUGUCUGCUCUGGCGUUCAUCCACCACAAGRGGAAGCUGCAGCGUAGAAUUGCUAAUCUGGAAAAGUCGGCUAAUUGUUUUCCAGGUCUGGAUAAAUAUGGAAAARUACUUGUAAUUUUUCCCUUCCAUUUUUUUUCCAUCUUUUGCUCACUCUUUCUUUCAUCCUUUAUCUUUUUUCCUCCUUCAGGAAAAAAGAUAAACUCCAGCAUUUAAGACUUCCUUCGCCAGUUCUUCCUGUUUGGUAGUUUGUUCAUUUCAUCCUUCCUYAAUUUUUUCCUCCCUCCAUUCCUGAAGUAUUCUUUCGUUCUCUUAUUCUUCUUUCCUUUCUUAGGUCGUCCACUUUUAUCCUUCAAUUCUUMCUUCUCUUAUCAAAAUUUUCCUUCCGUCUUUCCCUUCUUAGACUAUCUUUUUCUUCCUUUCUUUGCUCCUUCAUUUUUUGCUUCUCUGUCCUUCCUUCUUAGAUCAUCCUUUCUUUUGUCCUUCAAUCUGMCAUUUCUUCCUUCCUUCUUUCCUUCCUUUUUCUCUUUCUUUUAUUCUUCCUUCCUUCUUUCCUUCAAUAUUCAAAUUGCACAUUUAUGKACUAAAGGACAGAGAGUUGUUGUUGUUCUGGGCCCUUUUGCUGGACUCCUUAUAUUCCAGAUAAAUAAUGUGUAAAAACCCUGAUAUUUAUGGUGUUCAUUGAUUGUUCACCCUUCAAAUAAAAGAUAACAAACAAAUGCCACGCUCCCCUCUCAAGUUAAAGCCCUAAAGUGAUCAGAAACAGCAGCGUAGCAGCAUUUUUAUUUUCUUUCUAUAUUUAAAAGGAGCAAAAACACUGGUAUGGUCCUCUAAGCCUGUACAGGAAAUUAUCUCGUUUGAAAGCCAUUGGACGCCUUCCGUCAGGUGAUAAAUAUCCUUUUUGUAUCGCUCUAGACCUAUACGGUAGAUAGUUCCUCAGAUAGAUGGAUAGAUAGCUGCUGCUCCUGAGUUUAGAUAGUGUUAGAUAGCCAACCUGCAGAGGCUUUUUCUGUUACUCCCUGCGCAGAUGUGUGAUCCCACCAGAAGGGGGCGACGUUGCUGUAUUUUCACAGGGCGGCCCGCUGCCAAACGACCCGGCCCUGACGUUGUUUUUAUACGGUCGCAGUAAUAAGUGUACGGACUCGUGCUUGAUGUGCUGUGAGUCAUUGUGUCGUGAAGCAUCUUGUAAACUGUUACCGCCUGUCCUGCGCCUGUUGUUCUGGUCCUGGACAUAAAUCCACUCCUGCAGCCCCCCUCAGACUCAGUGGUCUCUUGUAAAUACAGUUUGUCUCGGAGAUGUGAGGCUGCAGGGUGAAUAAACUUGUGUUGAACCUAUCAGCUGCUCCCUGGUGUAAUGUGUUGAAUCAUGGUUGAGUAUUAAAGCAUUUACUGACUAAAACUUC
Messenger RNA from Poecilia reticulata (guppy), 6023 nucleotides. NCBI's taxonomy places the organism in Eukaryota, Metazoa, Chordata, Actinopteri, Cyprinodontiformes, Poeciliidae. The record is from RefSeq and is a predicted model, not a curated record.